UUUUUUUUUCUGAUCGCUCCCAAGUACGCCUAAAAUCUUGUGUAAACAGGACAAGCGACUCGGAGUUACUGUAGUGUCCGUCGGAGAGGCUCGUGUGGGAUUAUAUAAGUUUUAGUUGUUGAGGUGACGGCCGCUGUCUGGAGCUGGACUUAAACAGCACAACAUACGGGUCCUCUGGUGCUUUUAGCUACUAACCGACCCGCACGUCACAGCCGUUGAAGCUCGCGCGGCUAGCAUACCGAAAGCUCAGUAUUACUCAAAAUCUGAUUUAUUUGACCGAAUACAAAACGGUAGCUGGUUAAGAGGAAAGAAGACAAAAAAAGCGUACAAUGUUAGCUGGGUAGUGAUAAGCUUGUUAGCUCGCUAGCUAGGCUAAACUUGAGCAGCUAAAGGUAAAACCGUGCUCCGCUAGCAACGGGAAUAAAGCUGCAGAUAUUUGCGAGCGGAAAGCGCGUGACAUGGUGAAUGACAAAAGUGACACAUGCUGUUGUUUCUGUUAGAGAUCAAACCCGAAGCCAUGUCACGGGACAUGUACAGGUAGCUAGUGAGCAGUGUAGCUUUAACCAAGGGUCGUGUUAUUGAAAGAGACUCAUAAAAAUCAUCACAAGCGACGAGCUAGUUACUGUGACGAGUCUAAGCUACACGUCGUGGUGUGUGUGUGUGUGUGUGUGUGUGUGUGUGUGUUGGCGCAGCUGCAUUACUCCCCCAUGACCCAAACUGGCAGUUCUGCUCAUCCAGCUGUGCCACCGGAAUAACAAUGUCAGACAAUCAGGGCAACCUGAACAACAAUAACGUGCCUUUAAACAACAAUAACAACAAUGGCGCGGCGAACCGACUCCGAAACCCGAACGUCAACCAGAACCCGCUCAUCAACGUGCGGGACCGACUCUUCCACGCGCUCUUCUUUAAGAUGGCAGUCACAUACGCCAGACUGUUCCCUCCGUCUUUUCGGCGGGUUUUCGAGUUCUUCGUCCUUCUGAAGGCCUUGUUUGUGCUCUUCAUCCUGGCCUACAUCCACAUCGCCUUUUCUCGUUCACCCAUUAACUGCUUGGAGCACGUACGUGAGAAGUGGCCACGUGACGGCAUCCUGCGUGUGGAGAUCCAGCGCAACUCUAGCCGCGCACCUAUAUUUCUGCAGUUCUACGAGACUGAGGGAUUUCAGGGGCUUGUCAAGGAGCCGGACGGGGACACGGAGGAUACCGGCCGAGUUCCUGUUCACCAAGAGGAUGAGGAUGAAGAAGAGAUGACUGUUGACAUGUUCGACAACAGCUCUGUGAGGUUUGAGCUGGACAUUGAACCGCAACUGAAGCCUUUGGUGAGCGAUGGCGCCCCAGGCUCAGGCUCGAACGACACCCAGGACCUCUCCUUCAGCCAGGCGCCCUCUAAAGGUAUGCAGCCGCUGAGGGAGACUGUCUCCGAGAUUGAGAUGCUUACGAGAGCAGUGUGGCCUCAAGAGGAAUACAUAGUGGAAUAUUCCCUGGAGUACGGUUUUCUGCGGCUGUCUCAAACCACACGACAACGUCUUAACAUUCCCGUCAUGGUGGUUACCCUGGACCCAGUAAAGGACCAGUGCUUUGGAGACGGUUUUAGCCGUUUCCUCUUGGACGAGUUCCUUGGCUAUGAUGACAUACUGAUGUCCAGCGUUAAGGCUUUAGCAGAAAAUGAGGAAAAUAAAGGCUUUUUGAGGAAUGUGGUAUCAGGAGAACAUUACCGCUUUGUUAGUAUGUGGAUGGCGCGCACCUCCUACCUGGCUGCCUUUGUAAUCAUGGUGAUUUUUACAUUGUCUGUGUCCAUGCUGCUCCGUUAUUCCCACCACCAAAUCUUUGUUUUCAUAGUGGACCUCCUGCAGAUGCUAGAGAUGAACAUGACCAUUGCAUUCCCAGCUGCGCCACUUCUCACUGUAAUCUUGGCUCUUGUUGGAAUGGAAGCCAUCAUGUCUGAGUUUUUCAACGACACAACUACAGCAUUCUACAUCAUCCUCAUCGUGUGGCUGGCGGAUCAGUAUGACGCCAUCUGCUGCCACACCAACACAAGCAAGCGCCAUUGGCUCAGGUUCUUUUAUCUGUACCAUUUUGCGUUCUAUGCAUACCAUUACCGCUUUAAUGGGCAGUAUAGCAGCCUGGCUCUUGUCACUUCUUGGCUCUUCAUUCAGCACUCCAUGAUCUACUUUUUCCAUCACUAUGAGCUGCCAGCCAUCCUUCAGCAGAUCCGCAUCCAGGAAAUGCUGCUGCAGAACCAGCAGGCUGCUCAGGGCAACCAGACAGCGUUGCAGGACAACCUGAACAACAACACCACAACCAAUGCUGUGGCACAGGCUGGCAGGCCAACUGCAGCCAGCUCAGUCACUGCCAAUGGCCAGGAACGCCAGUCACCCCUGGUUCAACCACAGGCUGAAGCUUCUAAUGGCCUGCCUACUCCCGCACCAAGUGAUCAGGAUUGGAUGUCCGAGACGGCAGCCAUCAUCACAGAUGCCAUUAUCACGGAGGCGCUGUCAGCCCCACUACUGGAGACUACAGCAUCCACUGCAGGCAUCAGUGUGGCACGGAGCGCUGAUACGGCAGGAGAGAAUCGGGAGGGGAGCGAUAGUUCAGCUGGACCCCAAGAAGUAGGAGGGAACGAUGAGGCAGGAGCAACUCCUCACGUCACAAACUGCAGAGAAGCAGAGGUGGACAAAACAGACAUGUGUCAGUUGGACGCCAAAAAAGAGAGCGAGAGUCACACUGAGGCAGCCACAGCUGGCCCUCACUCCGCCCCCUCCUGAGCUCAGCCCUUCCUCGGGUUCAGGUCCAAACCCCAUAAUUCCGCCUUUUUACCUCUUCAACUAGCAGCAGCAGCAGAGCUUUUCACCCUAAAUGCAUCCAUAACGCGUCAAGGAGGAAGAAGAGCACCAACAGCGAUGGAAUGUGAUGUAAUCACAGCCUAAAAAGGGGUGGGGGAAAAGUUAGUUUUCUUUUCUUAAGGACUUGAAGUGAAAAUGGAUGCUUCUUGAAUUAUUUUGAAAAUGCACCACAUGUGGGGGUGUGAUUAUUUGGAGAGCAAUUGUGUUUUUUUUUUUUUUGUUUUGUUUUUGUUUGUUUUUUAAAGAUGAUUGAUUAAUGAUUGGUUUCUUUAAACACUGGGUGUGUUUGUAUACAGUAAUGCGUUUAACAAUGAUAGAACUGCUAAUGGCAUAGUGGGAGUCAUUCAGAGCUCAGCACUGACCUGCGUUAUUUCAAAUGAACGUCUCAUCAUUAUUGUAUCUGAUAAUUCAAGCCAAAUAGCGGUUAAUCAUGAUUACAUUCGAGUUUUUGAGGUAUAAGGUUCUUAUGCAGUAGCAGACGACCCAGUGUAAAGUUGAAACCAAGCUCUCACCUGGAAGUAGUUUACCUUGUGAAAGUAUAGUCUUAGUCCAUGAUGCCUUGAAAACUUGUUGUAUUUUAAGUGAUUUUUGAAGACUGCAUUAAGGUGUCAAUGACCGUAUUUUUUGAACUCCUUUCUCAAGGGAAAAAAAAAUCUAUUUGGAAAAGAUUGUUAGUCUUUAUAAUUGCUGCACUAAUUUCAUUAUGAAACUGGUAAGUUCAGUCUGUUUCUGUGCAAUUCCAAGAAGAUCUGUAAAGGUGACCCAGUAAAUCCCGUCUGGUUAGAGAGCAAGUCUUGUAAUUUGUCCUGAUACGUCCUCUUUAUUUAGGGGUACAGUUAGUUAAGGCUAUUAAUUCCUUCAGCUUUAGGCCUUCAGUUCAGGAUGUUUCAUUUGUGGGCUUUGAGAAUGGUCGCCUUUAGCAUUUGGUACUGUGAACCUGUUACAUAGUGCUAUAAGGUUAUACCACAGCUCUAAAGUCUUCUCAUUGGGAACAUCUUAUUAAUGUGCUUGAUCCUGUUUUGUUGCUCUUUGCUUAUGUGUAUGCAUUAAUUGCGUUAUAAAAAAAAAAAAGUAGCCAUACGAAUGGGUCCAUUUUCCCCCUACAAAACCCAUUUUUCCAUCAAAUAGUAACUCUAACGGAAUGUAGGAGAAACAUUUUUGUGACUCCCUUUGGUACUGCAAGGCUUAACAAGACAUAGUUCAAUGUUUAACAGUAAGCAAGACACAAUGGGUGUCAAAGAAGUGCAGGAGAACAUUAUUAUUUAACUGCCUUUCAAAAGGUCUGCAAAAUGAAUCGGUCAUUAUGUAAGUAUCCAGCAUCGUCAAAGAUCAGUGAAUAUUUUGUGUGCACAAAUAGAUGAAAAAGCUUUUUAAGUUGUAUGCUUUAGACAGAUAAUGCCUAUUGAAAGAGAUGAUUAAUUGAGUACAACAGACUUCGUUCUGUCCGAUAGACUAAGCUUAACGUGUAAGCAGAUUGUCUCUAAUCUUUAGGAGAGAGAAGACGUGGAAGUGCAAUUUCCUUUGGCAGGGUUUCAUUCAAAGGCUAUGCAACAAAUGACAAGGUAAGCUCCAGUGGCUCUGGGAAGAUGGUUUUAUCCAAAACGUGUGCAAUAAGUCAAGUCAGUUUGAGAGAGAUUUUCAGCAUGAGCACUCCACCAAUGAGCUUUUAUGAUCGAUUUUCUCCUUAUUUUUCCUGUGCCUAUUUGCCGUUCUGUGUCAGAAUGCAAGAUGAUGAGUUUCUAUCCGUUCAUCAUAGACGAUGAAAAAAAACCCCACAGUUCUGUGAUGAACUCUGUUUGCUCUUUCAUUCAGUUGUAUUUAAAUGUUAAAAACGAAAUGCAUAAACAGACAAAAGGAUUUUCCACUC
Messenger RNA from Hemibagrus wyckioides, 4706 nucleotides. It is a transcript of the gene tmem259, whose product is annotated as transmembrane protein 259. The coding region runs from base 758 to 2761 and encodes 667 amino acids. Gene Ontology annotation, cellular component: endoplasmic reticulum. Gene Ontology annotation, biological process: positive regulation of ERAD pathway; response to endoplasmic reticulum stress. NCBI's taxonomy places the organism in Eukaryota, Metazoa, Chordata, Actinopteri, Siluriformes, Bagridae. The transcript has 11 exons. The record is from RefSeq and is a predicted model, not a curated record.